UGUAUGCUUAAAAUUACAGUUUAUAGACUGUCUAAUUUCUCAAACUAAAACCCGUUAAGCUCCAAUAAGGUCGGGUUGGUACUGGUUGCAAGUGCUUACAAAAGAAGAAAAUUAGAAAACCAUGUCGGUCAUCGAUAAAGAUAUUCUCAUAGCGCCUUGGGUUGGCCCUACUUGUUACAAAAACAGUUUAUCUAUCGUUGUAGUUUCGUCAAAUAUCGAUAUUAUAGAAAAUAUUUCUGAAGCCUUGAUAGAAGUACACGAUAGAGUUAAUUUACGAUGGAAAUUAGCAGUUUUAAGGUGUUUCAAUCUGGAAGAUAUUGUGAGACAGUCGGACGUAACAGGAAAAAUGGAUAUAGAUUUUGUUAUAAUAGCAAUGGAUUCUAGUCGUAUCUCUUGUAUUGAGUGGGUCAAAAAUGUUUUGGAUCACGUUCAUCCCGAUUUGAGAAUUCGUCGAACAGUACUAGUAAAUGCAAGUGGGCUUCCAAUUAAUGCUAUGGCUGUGAAUACAAGUGAAGUGAUAUGUUUUUGUAAAGAAAACCGGUUAGAUAUGUUAAAUGCAAAUGCUUUGAAAAAAGAUGAAACUAAGAGUUUAGCCCAAAGACUUUUGAAUUACAUUGAAGUUUCAAUUGGAAGUAAAACAGGGUUACCCAAUAUAAAUGUGUAAAUCAAUAUGUUUAUAAGUCUAUUUGUAUGUUCAAUAAAUUUUUUGCUUAUACUUUGAACAUUAUAAUAAUUGAAAAGAAAAAUUAAAACUUUCAACAUCAUGA
Zerene cesonia (dogface butterfly) is the source of this 767-nucleotide messenger RNA. RefSeq lists its product as uncharacterized. The record is from RefSeq and is a predicted model, not a curated record. The transcript has a single exon. Bases 122 to 664 code for a protein of 180 amino acids. Lineage: Eukaryota; Metazoa; Arthropoda; Insecta; Lepidoptera; Pieridae.